Messenger RNA from Mustela erminea (ermine), 618 nucleotides. Its product is annotated as neuroblastoma breakpoint family member 6-like. Bases 19 to 462 code for a protein of 147 amino acids. The transcript is spliced from 4 exons. The record is from RefSeq and is a predicted model, not a curated record. Lineage: Eukaryota; Metazoa; Chordata; Mammalia; Carnivora; Mustelidae.
CUGGAUGUAGAUGCUCUGAUGCAGUCUCCCUGUCACCAAGGGCCAUCCAGUGGAAACUUGACUUUCCCAAGAGCACAGGUGCAAAGUUCCGGGGCACAGACACAGCCAAGCACCCCAGUGGCUGAUUCCCUGCAACUGCAGCUGGACCAGCAUUUGGACCGUGGUGACAACAGAGCCAGGCUCAGCCUCUCCUCUGCCAUCGGGAGCCUGGGCACCAAGAUGGACUGUGGGGACCAACGGCUGCUCCUCCAAGAACUGGCUUUGGAUGCUUCCAUGUGCAUGAAGAACCCUCCCAAGCCGGAGCAUGAUGCUGGUGAGGAUUCGAGGGACAGACAAUAUGGCUGUCAAAUCCAUGGCCUCAUGAAAGCCCUCAGUGUCAUGAAACAGAAGAUUCCCAAGAGAAUACUGCAGUUCGGCCAGUGGAGACUGGCAUGCAGAAUGAAGAUUGGUCUUCAAGCUUAGGGCCCAGAGAUGCCAAGGAUUUCAGAAACUAAGAAAAGAGAGGCCUGUGUGAAUGAAAACACCAUCCUGAAACUUCAUCCUAAAACCCCUUCAUUUUCCACUGGAUGAAAGGAAAUCUAAAGCAGCACAUCAAGUUAAAGCCCAAAGAGAGCACAG